This is a messenger RNA of Mizuhopecten yessoensis (Yesso scallop), 2145 nucleotides long. RefSeq lists its product as uncharacterized. Bases 30 to 941 code for a protein of 303 amino acids. The transcript is spliced from 6 exons. The record is from RefSeq and is a predicted model, not a curated record. Lineage: Eukaryota; Metazoa; Mollusca; Bivalvia; Pectinida; Pectinidae.
GAAACGUGUUAACAUUGAGGAUUAGAAAGAUGUGUGACUCGAAAAAGAUCAGAGAUGCCGUUUUCAAAAAGAAGUUACUUCGGCGUCUGUAUGGGGACCUUGAAGAAACUGAAACAACAAAGCAGGACCAAGAUAACUUAGAACCUGAAACUGAUACUGACAGGACAAGUCUCGCUGCUAAGUAUACCUGUCAGGUCAGACCAAAGAAAAAAGUUUACAGUGUGAUUCCUAGACCCCCUGGUAUUCUUCCAGAAAAAGGUUCUCCGCUGGAAGAAGGGCCAGAGUUUGUUAGAGAGGAAGAGGACGAGGAAAGCGGAUCCGAGUUGGAAGAAGAAGUAAAAAAAAGAAGGCGGCGAAAAAGAAAACAAAGAAGUGCUGACCAACCAGAAGGACAGAACCAGAAGACAGAAAGGAUUACUGGAGGAGCAGCAAAUAUAAUACUCACAAAAAAUCAAAAGAGGAAACUGAAGAAAAAGAAAAGGAAAGAAAGAGAGAAAGUAAAGGAUGCAGGUGAAAGCAACAAGGAAUUUACAUUUUCUGUCAAUACUAGUGUGGACAUCGAAGUGCAACACAACAAGAGUCGGAGAGAAGAGCUACAUGAGAGACUACCGAAGCUGGUGGAGUUUAUCAGGGCUGUGUGGGAGGUGUAUGAUCAAGAUGUAGCAGUGAAAGACACUGAAACUCGCUUCUGUGAAGAAAACUUGGACACAUUGUUAAAUCAGGUGACCUCCAUAUCUGAUACAGAGGAGGAUGCAAUGCUGGACGAAUUUAACAAUCUGUGGCAUUUAAAAACUCUCCUUGUGCUUGCUGACAAUUCUAGAGCUAAAGAAAAGAUCAAACAUUUAGAAAACAUCACUACGCUAGCAAUUGACAACGAAUCUAAAGAUUUACUGUGCACUUUAAUGAGAUACUGGAUGACGGACAUUGCAAAUCAGAGGUGAUGUCUGAUGACAGCAGAAGAGUGUAUUUGGAAAUUUGCAAGCACUGUCUAGGAAUGGUGUGUCCAAUUUGCUACUGAUCACAAAUUGAUUUUUGCAUGAUAGAACUCAAAUCGACAAUAUUUUCAUCAAAGUUGGUAAUUGAACAAGCAAUACCUGUAUAACAUUCAUGUAAACUUAAGAGCUGAAAGUCAUGAACUAAUCAGUCAUCCACCAAAGGUAUAUACCCCGUAUAUAUGAUGAGCCAAGCGAAGCUAAGGUCCAUAGGCCUUAGUUUUAUGGGUGAACCAAACACUUGACAUACUAUGCAUCAUUUGGUAUAUUAGUGUAGUGAAAUAAAAAGAAUGCCAUGGUUUGUCAGUAAUAUGUAUACAGAGUUAAGGUGUGGGUUCAAUAGACUCAUAUUUUUUUACUUUAGAGUUACUGCCCCUAAGAGACAUGUGGAACUGCUGACAACUCUCAUGUGAGAAAUGUGUGGUUUGUUAUUAAGGUGAGGAGUACUAGUCUGAUCCAAUAGCGUCCCCUCCAUAAUAAGAAAUCCACUGUGCAGCCAUUGGCUGGUGUCUACGCUAUGACAGGCAAUCCACUGGAGAUUGAUAAGGGAUGUAUUUGUUUCCAUUUCUUGGGAGGAUCCUCUUGACCUCUAAAUUUUCCUAUGACAGGAAUUCUUAUGGAGAUAGAUGGGUGUGUGCCCGUUCACACAUUUUGGGAGGAUGAUCAGAUCUUGCAAACCUCUCAUUCUCAGAGUGUUCUCUUGUCCUCCAAUCCUUUUUGAGGAUUUACCUUAUUCCUGUAGAUUCCCAAGACAUGGUAAGUGGUGGGUGGUAUGGAAAAAAGAGAGUUAAGAGAAAGAUCUGUCUGGCAGUAUAUGUGCAUUAUGUAAAACUAUGUGUCUGAUGUUGUGACUGGUCACAUAUAUAACCUGAUGUGUUUUGUUAAUAUAGACUUGCACAAAAGUUGAGAGUCUGCUCCAGGAUAAGGGUAAGGACACAAUGCUUUAGGAGAAAUAAAUCAACAGGUCAUUUGGUGCAUUCUUUUGUAACAGUAUGCAUGUGGGAACUUGAUAUGGGAUUUCAUAAAAUGAUUGAAAUUUGUCUGCUGUUGUUGUUCAUCAGUCAUUUGGAAAAGCUAGUUUACAAGGUUCAUUAUUAUUUGAUGUGAAGACAUACUUACUACUUUACUACCGGAAAUGGGACAAUGUUCAUCA